AUGAGGAAAGACUGGGUGCCCACCCGACAACAAUCUGUUUCCCUGGUGACUGAAUUUGAAAACAGAUCCCGUCACCUUAAAGGAACCAUAACUAAAGACUUCUCCCCAGAGGAGCUGUCUGUCAAGCAGGUGGGCAGGAAGCUGAGAGUCAGUGGGAAGACAGAGAAGAAGCCGGAUGAUGGGGAAGGCGCUUACUCUUCCAGAUGCCAGGAGUUCAGACAGGAAUUUGAUCUGCCUGAUGGGGUGAAUCCUGAGACUGUCACCUGCUCCCUGGAUCAUGAUGGGAAGCUCCACAUCGAGGCUCGAAAGAAUCCAUCAUCUGCUGAGGAGGUGGCUGAGAGAGUGGUGCCCAUCAACUGUAGCCUGGAUGUGAAGAUGCCACAAUUCCUCAGCUCACAGACAGAGGGCAGCAACAUAGACACUCAGAGGAAUCAAUAUCUCAGCAAAAAGUUGAUAGCCUAAAGACUGAACCUAUUUUCACUUCAAAUCUCAUCUUUCAAUUUUUGUCAUGUUUUUUUAUAACAUUAU
Molecule: messenger RNA, 528 nt
Organism: Oncorhynchus tshawytscha (Chinook salmon)
Lineage: Eukaryota; Metazoa; Chordata; Actinopteri; Salmoniformes; Salmonidae
Product: heat shock protein 30-like
Exons: 2
Coding region: 1-462 (153 amino acids)
Biological process (GO): protein refolding; response to heat
Molecular function (GO): protein folding chaperone
Source: RefSeq, a predicted model, not a curated record